This is a messenger RNA of Alternaria rosae, 1531 nucleotides long. RefSeq lists its product as uncharacterized. Gene Ontology annotation, cellular component: cytosol. Gene Ontology annotation, molecular function: UDP-glucose 4-epimerase activity. The transcript has a single exon. The coding region runs from base 184 to 1476 and encodes 430 amino acids. NCBI's taxonomy places the organism in Eukaryota, Fungi, Ascomycota, Dothideomycetes, Pleosporales, Pleosporaceae. The record is from RefSeq and is a predicted model, not a curated record. Gene Ontology annotation, biological process: beta-D-galactose catabolic process via UDP-galactose, Leloir pathway.
AUGCUGUCGAGCUGAAGGCAUUCGAUACUGGAUAUGUGGAGUCUAGAUCUGAAAGUACAGCUCGGAGAGCCAUCGAAGGUAAGGAGGGAGUUGGGGACUUGGUGGAGGUGAAGACAACGCAACUCAUAUAAAGCAUGCAAGAGACUACAGUGGAAGACGAUACCACGCUCAUUAUCGAACACUAUGUCUUACUUCAAAGUGCACUCAAACUCCUCUUCUGGAGCUGAAUCCCCUUCCUCACCUACUUCAACUAUCUUCUCAGGAUACAGUACCCCUGCUUCUGACAUCGACGAGCUCCAGUCUUACGAUUCGGGAACAUACAACGAUCGUCGAUCACAGAGCGUACUCGUGGUUGGUGGAUUGGGCUAUAUCGGUAGCCACACGUCGCUGGAGCUCCUCAGAGCUGGUUAUAAUGUUGUGAUCGUCGACAAUCUGGACAACUCGUACCUAACAACACUGGACCGUAUCAAGGCACUGCGAGAUGAUCAUUUUCGCAAUGCCUCACUGAGACCGUCAGUUGCGUUCCACGAAGCCGACUACCGAGACAAUCGUGCCAUGUCUGUCAUUAUGGAACGGUAUAGCGCUGGGUCAGGCUCCGCCAUCGAAGGCGUCAUCCACUUUGCCGCACACAAGGCCGUUUCCGAAAGCAUCCAGCAGCCGUUGCGGUACUACUCCAACAACGUAGCAGGCAUGGUCACCUUCUGCUCGCUAUUGGAUAGUCUGAACAUCAAGAAACUCAUCUUUUCGUCAUCCGCCGCCGUUUAUGGCGAGGUCACACCCGAAACUGGGCUGCGAAUAAGCGAAAAUCAUUGCCUGCACGAAACCCGCGAAUGGAUCGACGUGGCAGGUCACAAGCGAAUUACCCAGGGCGGCUGCACGGCGAUCUCAAAUCCAUACGGCCGCUCCAAGUGGAUGUGCGAGGCAAUUCUGAACGACCUGGCCAUCUCAGACCCAGAGUGGUCUGUGGUGGCUUUGCGCUACUUCAACCCCAUAGGUUGCGAUGCUUCUGGCAAACUAGGUGAAGAACCUAGGACAGCACCCAGCAACCUCAUGCCGAGCUUGCUACGAGUCAUGAAUGGCCAAACGCCGCAUCUGAAGAUCUUCGGCACCGAUUGGGAUACUAGGGACGGCACGGCAAUGCGCGACUUUAUCCAUGUCAGCGAUCUAGCUCUGGGGCAUGUUGCUGCCCUCAAAGCUGUGGGUGAGGCACGGGUGGGACCCGGCUUCCACGCGUACAAUCUAGGCACUGGCGAUGGUAAUUCUGUCAAGGAGAUCGUGUCAGCAAUGCAAGCAUGUUCAGGAAGGGUCAUAGAGACGCAGGAGGUUGGACGUCGCGCGGGUGACGUAGGCGUUGUUGUGGCGGACCCCACGAGGGCAGCUUCAGAGCUCGACUGGAGGACGGCAAAGUCGAUCGGUGAUUGUUGCCAGGAUCUCUGCCGCUUUCUCAAUAUUAAUAGUUUCGUGGGGAGUAGCUGAAUUUGUGUCUGAUUUCUUUUUCCAUCCAGACAAUGGGAGCGGGCGGGAGAAAAAC